GUUUACCGGCGCGAACACGUACAAGCCGAUGCCAGAUUUCAGAUGAAUUAAAUUUGAUUGUGUUGUUGAACGGAGAAGGUGGUGCGCUUGUUUGUGAGAAGAAAAAAGAACAAAUUUUAAAAAGGAAGAAAAAUUUCAUCAGGAAAUAAAAAAAAAAAAUAAUUAAUUUAAAUUACCCCCAUUCAUCAAAUUUAAUUUAAUAAAUAAUCUAAAAUGGCUGAUACUGAAGUUAAGAGGAAGGGACGACCAAAGAAGAGGGAAUCAGAAGCUGUUGAGUCACCAGCAAAAUCCCCACCAAAAAAAGCAGCCGUAAGCAACGGCGAUGAUGCGGCAGUCCCUGCUAAACGUGGUCGAGGACGUCCACCAAAGGGCACAACAAAAGCAUCGAAAAAGCCCCCACCAGUACCUGGCAGAGGACGUGGUCGCCCGCCAAGCAAACCUGCAGCCGCCGCAAGCAAAAAGAAGGACACCUCUGAAGAAGAAGAUGAGGAGGAUGAAGAAGAAGAUGAAGAAAAGAAGGAAUCAUCUGGCGAAGCCGAUUCUUCUUAAAAAAUUAAAAAUUAAAAAAUAAACUAAACUAAAAACAAAAAACAUCCAGCACUACAUAAACAUACCACAACACAAAAAAAAACUGAAAUAAAUUAAACAUUAUUAUAAAAAUGUAAUUUUUUUUAAUUUAAUCACUUUUUUAUUUUUCUUUUUAUUGUUUUUCAAUUUUAUAUGAUUAUUAUUUUUUUUCGGAAGUGUACAUGAGUGUUUUUUCUUUUUUUAAUGUCGCAUCAAAAUUUUUGUAUUAAAAUGUGGAAUUUCUUUUUUUGCUAAAAUAUUAUAAAAGAAAUAAAAAAAAAACAUAAUGUUAAAUUAAUGUUAGAUAAAAUGAAGUAAAAAAGAAAUAUAUGUAAGCGUAUACAUUACCGUGUAAACAACUUAAUUAAAAAAUAAAGUUUGAUUUACUUUCAACGUA
Molecule: messenger RNA, 964 nt
Organism: Episyrphus balteatus (marmalade hoverfly)
Lineage: Eukaryota; Metazoa; Arthropoda; Insecta; Diptera; Syrphidae
Gene: D1
Product: nucleolin
Exons: 3
Coding region: 214-549 (111 amino acids)
Molecular function (GO): DNA binding
Source: RefSeq, a predicted model, not a curated record